AUGCCUUCUACUCUCAAUUCCCAGUCCGAGACACCUAAUGUUCAGGGCAAACAAGACCAUUAUCUUGUAAGCCUGGAGCGUUAUGGCCUACAGCAACCCUCCGCACAGCAAAAGCUUACGCCUUUGGACAUGAACAUGCCAAGGCUGUAUGGUAUCCGCUUAGUUCUUUGUUUUCCAUCUAACCCUGGCAUGGAUAAGUUGCAGAUAUAUGAGAAUCUGAAGAAGGGCUUGGCUCACACUGUCACUUCCAUUCCUUGGAUAUCUGGACAUAUUGGCCCAGAAGAAGGACAGGAUCCCAAAAACCGAAAGGUCCAGAUUCUCGACUCACCAAGUGGACUCAUAUUCCCGUAUAAGGAUCUCACCGAUGCGCUGCCAUCGUAUACGGAAUUACGAGAGAGAAACUUUCCUUUAGCAGAAUUCACUACCGCUCAGAUCGGCCCCAUUGAUGUUAUGCCACAAGGGCCAUACCAGCCGGUCUUUGCAGCUCAGGCCAAUUUUGUUGAGGGCGGUCUUCUGUUAACAGUGGGAGUUCACCACUCGGCAUGUGACGCAUCGGCUUUAGACGCUAUCCUGAGCACCUGGUCACACAAUACUGCCGUAGCUAGCGGUGGUUCCGAGUCCUUUUCCACACUUGAUGGACCAUCUAACGAUCGCAGUGCCUUGAUGGAAGGAGAUCUCGGCAAGGUCGACGUAGCUGCCUUUCCUGAGUACGUCCUGAUGCCUACUCCUCACUCUACGGAAGGUGAUCCGUCAAGUAUGUCUGGGUUCCAGAUGCCUCCCCUCGCAAGUCACCUCUUUCACUUUUCACCGGAGUCUCUUACGAAGCUCAAAGCAGAGGCAGCAGCAUUCUCUUCACAUGAUGCUCUCUGCGCCUUCAUAUGGCAGCGCAUGACGUUGGCACGAAUGCAAUCUGGGGUCUUCAGCGAUCCCCCUGGAGAAGACUCAACAUCGCGCCUUUGCUUUGCAGUCAAUGUUCGCAACCGGAUGAGCCCCCCACUCCCACCUUCUUAUAUGGGUAAUGCUUCCAUGGCCUGUGUUACUGACAAGAUGAGCGUGGCUUCCAUCAUAUCGAACAAUGGAUUGAAGCAAGCUUCGGCCACGAUACGGAGGUCGUUGAAUGAUUUCAACAGUCCCAGAAGAGUCACUUCAACUAUUGGGCUAUUGAAAUCGCGACCUGACCCUACAGACUUCAAGCUGGCCUUUAAUGGUUUCCUAGGACCAGAUGUUGUCGAGUCUUCGUGGGCUGAUCUCGGCGUUUAUGAACAUAUAUGGGGCGAUGCUAUUGGCACACUGGACGCUGUUCGGAUACCAGGUGAAGGCUCAGAUGGCACUAUCAUGGUAUUGCCCAGGCUGAAGGAUGGUGGUUUGGAUGUUGUUGUUGGGUUGUCAACAGCAGCAAUGGAGAAGCUCCUCGAGGAUGAGGAGUUCGUUUCUGUUGCACACUCUUGA
Molecule: messenger RNA, 1449 nt
Organism: Fusarium redolens
Lineage: Eukaryota; Fungi; Ascomycota; Sordariomycetes; Hypocreales; Nectriaceae
Product: transferase
Exons: 4
Coding region: 1-1449 (482 amino acids)
Source: RefSeq, a predicted model, not a curated record